AAGAAAGUGGAGCUAACUCGAUGGCAAACGCUCAAGCUAAAUUAAUUUCUUCGAUUGCUGUUCGACCAGACGAUAUUAUAAACAACGGCAACAAUCAUAUUGAUACAACGUUAGAGCAAACAAGUGGAGUUGUUUCCUCGGUGUCACCGCAAACAAUUUCUGGAGGGGAAAAUAGUCCACCAACACCAAAGUUUUCAGACUCUGAUAAUUUAGGGGUGACAACAAGCUGGGUUUGGUCACAUUUGAAGAAGGAUGAAACACAAAAACUAGUAUUAUGUCAAGUAUCGGUAUUGAAUAAAGAAGGGGAACCCGUACCAUGUGCACAUCAAUUUCAAAUGUCAACGAGUACUAGUAAUUUAGCAACACAUUUACGAAGUCAACAUCAAAUUUAUGAUCCAUCAAAAGCAUCAGUUCCCGGCGCUACUGCUUCUGUUUCUGCUCCUACUUCUUCAAUAAAUCCCAGCAUUACUUCUGUCGCUGUUUCUACCAAUGGAUUUCACGGUAGCAAUGCUACCACUUCUGGGAUCAAUUCAAUGAUGUCUUCCACCCCAAUAUUAAUGAGAUCACCGUCAUUACAAAUGUCUUCAUCUAUUGCAAUGCCAUCAUCUCAUCAACAAGUUCAAAUUCUUCAGCAACCAUUAAAUCAACAACAUCAACAACAGCAUCAAUUAUUAAUACAUCCACCUUCAAUUCCUUUCUCAUAUCAACAGCAACAAUCUCCAUCCUCGCAAAUUCCAAGACAAUCAUUCGCACCACUGUCGCCUGAGCGAAUAAAAAUGCAUAAUAAAGAUAAGCAAAAUCGAUUAGUAGCGAAAUUAGUAGCUUGGUUGGUUGAUGAUUCACAACCUUUUAAACUUAUCGACAACCAAAAAUUUCGUGAUUUUUGUCAAGAAAUGGAUCCAAGAUUUAAUCUUCCUUCUAUAAACUCUUUAAAUACUUUUACGGAAUUGGGUCUCGGUGAUUUUAUACAAUCAACUCCGUCGUCAUCAUCUUCAUCAUCAAAUGUUUUAGUGCCAGUAAAACGCCCAGCUAAUGUAUCAUCAUCAUCACCUUCACCCAGUAGCAAUACUUCAACAAUUGAGGGAAUUGCAUCUCCAUCUAAACGACUCAAAUCUACCAGUAGUUGGGUUUGGAAUCAUUUAAGAAAAGAUGAUUCGACCAAAAUUGUCACGUGUCAAGUUAUUGUGCUGAAUGAGAAAAACGAAGAGGUUCAAUGUGGUCACCUGUUUCAAUAUUCAACAAGUACAAGUAAUUUAGCCUCUCAUUUACGUGGUACUCAUCGAAUUCUCGAUGCAAAUACUCCAUAUACUCCAACCCGUGCUGCUACUACUCGCACAAAUGCAACAAACGCUCCUACGACUUUUCGUACACGCUCAACUUCACCUACCACAAAUCCUUCCACAUCCCGAACACAUCCUAAAGAGAAACAAGAAAGAUUAAUCUUUAAAUUGGUAGCAUGGAUGGUUGAUGAUUUGCAGCCUUUCAAGUUAUUGAAUAGUGUUAAAUUUCGCGAGUUUUGUCAUGAUAUGGAUCCGAAAUUUAUGCUUCCAUCAAUCGAACAGAUCCAACAAAUAAUCGUUGAUUCGGCAAAUGGAAUCCAAGAAAAACUUGUUCACCUUACUCAAAAAAGUAUGAUCUCCUUUAGCUACACAACUGAACUAUGGUCAAAUGACCAAAAUUCUUUCAUUGCAGUAUACGUUCAUUGGAUCACCGAUAAAUUUAUUCAGAGAAAAGCCUUACUAGAUGUAGGCACUUUGCCCAUCAAUCCUACCAAUGAGCAUUUAUCCCAAGCAUUGAAAGAUCUUUUCGAUAGAUGGCAAAUAUCUGAUAAAUUACUAGCGACAGUUAAUGAUAUUAAAGACAAUGAUAACUCAAAGAUAAGCAAUUCUCUUAAAGCUGAUCACGUUCUUUGCGCUGCACACAUUAUCAAUACCUCGAUUGAAUCGGGUUUAGCAAAAUGUGACCACACCCUAAAGAAAGCUACUGCACUUAAUGACUUUCUUGUGCAUAGAGUAGAUAAACAUCGCGAUAGAUUUUUUGGAAUACAGGCAAUGGUUCGAUCAGAUAAACAAUUAUAUCAAGCAAUCAAACAAGAAUCGGGAAAUUGGAAUUCUAUUUAUCUGGUUCUUGAACGAUUACUAACGCUUAGAUCUGCUACGGAGGUAUUACAAACUGUCCUUGUUCGUGAUGCUGAUGUACAAAUUAAGAAUGAUGGUAAUGACCUAGCGAAGCUUUUACUCGCAGAUGAGGAAUGGGAAGUGGUACAAGAAAUAAUUUUUUUGUUGAAACCAUUUACACAAGUUAUUGAAUUUACGGAGUUUAGAGAAGAAAAUUCUUCUCUCGGUAUAAUGUUUCAGGCAAUUUUAAAAUUAUUUAUUCAUCUGAACCAAUCCCCUCAAAAUAUCAAAAGACCAUCAAUUCUCGAAGUUCAGAAAGAAAUUUUAUCAACAAUGAAUAAACAUUGGAAGAGUCCGGAACCUCUUGGUUUAUUGGCCACUCUAUUGGAUCCACGAUUUAAAUCACUGCAUUUGUUACCUGAAAAGAAACGAGAAGAAGCGGCAAAAUUGUUAAAUGAAAAAGUGGCAGCUUUUGGGGAUGUCGAUGCACCAGUUGGCAUAAUUAAGAAACCAUCAACUGAUUGUGGUAAUCCUUUGGCGGCAUUCUUUGAUGACGACCUUACUUCCUCUGCCAAUAAAACAGAAGUUGAUCUCUAUUUACGAUUACCGGAACUUGCAAAAAAUGAAAAUAAAGGGGCGCUUGAAUGGUGGCUGGAAAAUGCUUCAAAGUUUCCCGGACUGGCAUUGCAAGCACGCAUUUAUUUGGGAAUUCCUGGUAUUUGUGCUCCUGCGGGACGUGUUUUCUCUGAAGAUUCCGAACAGAAAGUUUUAUUGAAUGGAAAAAGACAACAACUUGAUCCUAAUUUUGUGCACUAUAUUAUGCUAUUCAAAGAAAACUCAACGCUGUUUGAGAAUACGCCUUAUCCUGUGUAUUUUAAUUAA
Molecule: messenger RNA, 2999 nt
Organism: Ambispora gerdemannii
Lineage: Eukaryota; Fungi; Glomeromycota; Glomeromycetes; Archaeosporales; Ambisporaceae
Source: the annotation of a GenBank genome assembly